This is a messenger RNA of Alosa alosa (allis shad), 2340 nucleotides long. RefSeq names its product xaa-Arg dipeptidase-like. Gene Ontology annotation, molecular function: dipeptidase activity. Lineage: Eukaryota; Metazoa; Chordata; Actinopteri; Clupeiformes; Clupeidae. The record is from RefSeq and is a predicted model, not a curated record. Bases 475 to 1785 code for a protein of 436 amino acids. The transcript has 8 exons.
AGUCUGUUGUUGUUGUUGACCAGUCUUGGAAGGGGAAGCUGAGGAACUGCGCGUCCCUCUGCCAGGGGUGUCAGAGGCGGUAUUACGCACUUUCACCGCUAUCUGAUUCACGUAGAUCUGUAGGCCUAUCUAUGCGGAUCGGUCACAUAUGCAACGAAAAUAAGUUUUUUUUCUGUUGUAUUUAAAUAGGCUACCAAUGUUAUGUGUGUUUGCCGUAGGCUAUAGCCCUUGAACACGAUCUGAAUCAUUGUCGGGACUAAAAUAACUCGUGUCGAAAUGUCCUCUCGUCUAUAACUAGAACACAGACUGCAAGUCUACUUUAACAGAAGAGGUGGCGACCAACGUGAACUUGUUGCAAGAAUUGUCACAAUUGCUGGGUGGUCAUUUACAGUGUCUGCUACAUUUAUCCUACUGCAUGACGUCGGUCAGAUUAAAGCGAAUGUUUGCAAGUCGAGAAGUCUACAACGCUGAAAGAUGAAGGGGUCUGAAUCUCUUCAGGAUUUGAAAAGGCAAGUUUGUAUAACAAUUGAUGAAGCCAAGGAGAAAUUUUGGCACCUUAACCAAGACAUUUGGACUUGUCCAGAGCUAGCGUAUGAAGAGAAAAAAGCGCAUGACAGACUGGUAAGAUUUUUCAGUGAAGACAACGGAUGGAUCGUGGAAGGUCACUAUAAACUUGACACGGCAUUUUGCGCAACAUGGGGACCCUUCGAAGGAAAGUGCGCUGACAAUGAAGUUCAUAUUGGUUUCUUGUGUGAAUACGAUGCUUUGCCUGGAAUGGGGCACGCUUGUGGCCACAAUUUGAUAGCAGAAGUGGGGGUAGCAGCAGCAACAGGCUUAAAGGUUUUGUUGGAAACUCUGUCAGACUGUCCACGUGUUAAGAUUACUGUUUUUGGAACUCCUGCAGAGGAAGCUGGUGGGGGGAAGGUUGACAUGAUUGAUAAGGGGGCCUUUGAGGGGCUAGAUGUGGUGUUCAUGGCACAUCCUUCACAAGAGGAUGCCACCUAUUUGCCAAUUAUUGCUGAGCACGACAAGAUGGGGGCACAAUGUGGCAGGAGACCCAUUCCCUAUGUAGAUAUUAAAAGGCUCAUUCUAAACUCAGGAAACACAACAUGCAGUGUUGUUGUGAGGUACCAUGGCAAAGCCGCCCAUGCCGCUGGCUAUCCUUGGGAAGGAAUCAAUGCUCUUGAUGCAGCUGUCCUUGCCUAUAACAACCUUUCUGUUCUCAGGCAGCAGCUGAGGCCAGACUGGAAAGUACAUGGUAUUAUUCGUCAUGGUGGGGUUAAACCCAACAUCAUCCCAGACUUCACCGAACUUGAAUAUUACCUGCGAACACCAUCACGCAAAGACCUGCAAACUAUCCGAGCCAAAGCUGAAAUGUGUUUCAAAGCAGCAGCCAUGGCAACAGGUUGUGAGGUUGAAGUUCUAUUUGCAAAAAAUGAGUUUCACAACUUAUUGCGUAUUCCUACGCUGGAAAGGCUGUUUGAACAGAAUGGAAAAGCUUUAGGCAUGGAGUUCAUCCCAGACAUCAAUGGCUCUGAGGGUUCAACAGAUUUUGGGAAUGUAUCAUUUGUUGCACCUGGUAUUCACCCCAACUUCUACAUUGGUUCUGAAGCUUUAAACCAUACAAAAGAAUACACAGUGGCAGCUGGUUCAGAGACAGCACAGUUCUACACUUUGCGGACUGCCAAAGCUUUGGCUAUGACGGCCCUUGAUGUCAUUUUCUGCCCAGAGAUGAUGCAGAGGGUGAAAGUAGAAUUUAAUGAGGCUAAACUGAAAGAAGAAUGAGUAUAAAAUUGAACAAGACAAAGGGCGAGCCUCUCAACACUGAAUAAUAACUUAAUAGAAAAACAACUUAGCCAAGCUUGGAAAGAUGAUCAACUUAAGGGAGAAUUCCGGCAGCACUCUGGGGGCAUGUUCGUGAGCAGCUACUGCUACACUCUGGGGGCAUGUUCGUGAGCAGCUACUGCAACACUCUGGGGGCAUGUUCGUGAGCAGCUACUGCUCUGGGGGCAUGUUCGUGAGCCGCUACUGCAACACUCUGGGGGCAUGUUCGUGAGCCGCUACUGCAACACUCUGGGGGCAUGUUCGUGAGCCCCCAUGUUCACUGUAGCUGUCUGCGCAGAUCCAGCUGUUGGCUGCAGCAACUUGAGCUAUAGGUAGAACCAAUUGUUUUCGUUUUUUUACGCACCAGCAGUACUAGUGAACACGAGAAACAGAGAUCUAUGUGAAAAAUCGCUGGAAUUCUCUUUUAAAUGGGACAUAAACAACAUGAGACAUGGCUAAUAUUGUUAGGAUUUAAAUAAUGACUAAUUCUUAUAUAAUAAAUAAUUACUCUUCCUC